CCGCGACCGGCACCACGCAAAAUAAAGAUCCAAUAAAACAAGAUGCUGAUCGCGUUAGAGCCGCCUCCGGUGAACAAGAACCGCGCUAUUCGAAUCCGAAUUCUCAACGGCCAUGGAAUUCUCGGCGACCACAGUUCCCGGAGUAAGCUCGACCUGGAAGUGCAUGUUUCGAUCAAUGAGAAGAAAAAGUUUUCCACCGAACUUCGCCGGGUCAGGAGAACCACAACUGCUACACCAGGAGGUGGUGCGUCAUCUUCAUCAUCUUCGUGCUCUUCACGACCUGCCCCAGUCGAUGUGGAAUGGGCCACAAAUUUGUUCGAAAUGGAGUACACGACGGAGGAGCCGCUCGAAGUAAAAUUCGAACUGCUCGGCCGCAAUGUGUUCCGCUCGAACUGUUUGCUCGGCACGGGGACCGUGUUCUGCAUGCCAUUAGCGGAGGAGAACCAGCCGCGGGCGAGGAAGGAGGAGACGCUGAGGUUGCAGGUGCCGGAAGUAGGACAGCAUUAUGCGAGGAAACAGAAGGUACUGAUUAGAGUGCUUGGCGUGGAAUUCCUUUCCUUUCAUUUUUUUGAACAGCCAAAUCACGGGCCCUGGCGGUAGAGUCAGACUUGAACUUGAUACGACCUCAAUACCCGGUUUACUGAAAGACAAUAAAUGAAAAACAAACCGCUCACAGCCACCACCUGCUUCCAAACCCGCUCCUGGCUACCUGAAAAUCAUCAUCGAAUAUGGACUGGACAUCGUGACCGCCGCUCGGCGCAAGGAGCGCUUUUGGGAAGAGAUCAAGGAGCGCUUCAGUGACGAGGGGAAGUUUUACCACCACAACUGGUUCAACAUCCAGAAACGGGGUCUGGAUUCCCAACUCGGUUUUUCCCGGCCCGGUAUGUGUUUGCAGGACCAGGAGGCGGAAGAUUUUUUGGAGGAGCACGAACGAGAGGACGCAGAAUCUGCAACCGCUGCCGGAAUGGUGUUGACAGGAACGUCGGCGGCCUCCUCUUCAUCCUCCUCCUCGUCAAGCGUGUCACGAGCCCCAGGUGCAACGACAACUCUUCACACGACUUCGAGAAGACGGAGACAGUGGCCCCACGGGCUGCGGGUCCGGCACAAGACCGAGGGGCCGGGGACAGUGGUGGUGGCGGAAUACGAUGAUGAUGAUGACUGCCAAGCUGAUGGAAUGCAAGAGGAUCAGUUCGUUUUUGUCACUUUCGAUAACAGCCCGGCUUGUCGGUCUCGCCGCAAGCGGUUCGACGCCCAUGGAGUUCCGGUUGCAGAGCUCACGAAGCAGCAGCGGAGCAGGGUAGAUAUUGGCACAACACAUGACCACGAGUUGUCAUUCGACGAAGGGGGAGCAGGAGGAGUGCGUAAUGAGUCAAACCCGAUCCCCAGCGCUUCCACAAGAACGCUCUCUCACCAUCCCACGUCCAACAUCAUCACCGUUGGCAGUUUUGUCCGCGUGAAGCCAAACGUCGUGCCCUGCCGGGGGUGGGGAAAGGUGACGAAAAACUGCGUCGGCCGCGUAAUGCGACUGCAGGGGUUGCGGGCGAUCUGCGCGUUUCCCAGCCAGAAGAGCUGGACGACCACGAUUGACGAGCUGGAGGUGGUGGCGGCACGGAAAAUAAAGUUGUUGCGCGCGGAGGGCCCGUUCCAGCGCGGCGAGGAGGUGUUUGUGGUGCGGGAAGAUUACGACGAAGUGGCGGAUAAUUCAUUCUCCCAGGGGUUGCUGCCAUGUGGAGGACGAGGAGGUGCUUCUUCUUCCUCUUCAGCAUCUUCUUCUGCGGGACAAGCACGGGAGCCGGGGAUUGACUUGCAGAGCGGCGAACAGAUUCUGGAGCGAGAGGCAUCUUCUUUUUCGGCCGCAAACGACGUUGACAGCAAUACCGGACCUGGUAGUUCAGGGUCGACAGCGCAUGGUCGAAAUCAUCGGCGAGAUAGAGAAGCUUCUAGGUCGUCCCGUGCGUCGUCUGAAAGCGUGUCUCCGUCUCAACCGCGACGCACGGACGCCGUUCGUCAACGUUCCAGUCGGGCGUCGAGAUCGUCCGUUGCUAGUCCCAAUGCAAGGCCACGGCGGAACUCGACCCAGCGCCCGGAAGAGCGGCCUUUCGCUCCGCCAUCGCGAACUAGAGGCGUGAAUCACGAAGGGACUGAGUUAUCCGGCGCGCCCGCGUCUGUUCUUGCGCAGCAAGAUGCACCCACGAACACUGGCGUUCGUGGGAGCCUCCGGAACCGCAUCCGUAAGGCGUUGAAGCGAAAGUUCCGGCGGGCAAACUGCAUGCGGUCUCGGGGCGACGAAAGCCCGGCGAUGCAAGAGUAUCUUUAUCCGUUGUCUUCGUCAAAUGAUGUGGCGGCCGUACGAGAGGACGUCGCGGCCGGGCGGCAGAGUGCUGCGGGAAAUCAGAAUCAAAACUCUGAGCAGGAAACGGACGGUCAGACCCGUGCUAAUGCAGGAGCGUCUAGCAGCUCAACCGGAGCUGGAUCCUCGCGUUGCCCGAGAAUCUCAGCGAAAAGGAAAACAACCUCGAAAAGGUUGAACCUGCAGUGCAUGAACUCGAAUGGCGUUGCGUGGUGGAUCUACGCGGACCUGGAAAACGAGAUAUUCGUUUACAAAGCGACCAGCGAGACGUCAGUCUUUGGUGACACCUCUUCGGAGAACGAGGAUGAAGACACUACUGCUGCUGCGUUCGGACCCCGGGAAACUGUGGGAGGAUCGUCAAGCUCGACAAGUAGGAGCCAGGUCGCUCACGAGUCAGAAUGUGCAAGAGCAGCUGCUGCUGCUGCUUCCAAAAAUCCUGCUACCACAGCUGAUCAGAAAGCACUUCUGCAGUUUCUCUUAAAUGGCGAUGUGGAAAAGUGGCUGGAUGCAAUUUCUUCACAUCAAACUCGAGUAAGUGUUUCCAAGAAUCCCAGCGUCGACGUGCGAAAUAAUGCGGAUGAUUGUGUACGCCCCCGUGCCGCGGGCAAAAAUCUGCUUUCUCUCCACAGUGCAGUCAAGGGACUCAUGGCAACGUUUGCCAUACCACAGAGCCAGCGCCGGUUCCUCCGGAAAUACUUGCAGAAAAACUGGCCGUUCCCGUUGGACAUAGACGAAGUCCUGCAGUACGGCGUCUGUGCGGUCGGUGAGAAAGCUCUGGUGCAGGACCCAGAGACGAAAAGGGUGCAUUUGGUCACCGUCCUCGGCCGGAUCGUCAAUGCGGCAGGGGCAGAAGGAGGAGGAACGACCGCUGGCGGGACGAGUUUUAGCGCACAGCCGGAUGAAUCGUCUAAGGGUGGCGCAAGCGUUUCGGCGUCUACUUCAGCUUCAGCCAGCUCUAGUUCUUUGUCCUGUAGUCGACGACAUCCGCCGGAAGAGAAUGAAACACAAAGAGAAAAAGGUUUCUCGUCUUCGCCAAACAUUCAAUACGCAGUCGAAGUCACUUACUCCGGAGAUUGCGGCCGUGAUGAUGAGGUUUCUUCCAGCUCGAGCUCAGCUCAUGUAUUCCCCUCUUGGUUUCUUGGUGACGUCAAAUUACUCAAUCGCACCGACCUGCACCUCCUCCUCAGCCCGCUCGAUACGGCGAUGCUGGACAAGUUCAACAAUGAUCUGCUGCUCAGAAAUAAAUCUCCGUCGAAAACGAAAUCUAAGUUGCGGGCCGCCCUCACUAUCCGCGAGGACGACCACGACAUUUUGGUGCUCGGCGCCGGCGGCAAGGGCGAACGCUGCAACGGGAACUACGGGCGGAAGCCGGUGCGGUUUUUUCGGGGCCGGCCGGUGUACAAGAACGAGAAGGGGGCGAUUCUGUACUGGGCGGGCUUUUGGAAAAUGAACUACUUCGACGACACCGGGAGCUGGUACUUCGCCGUGCCUGGGUCGAAGCACGCCGCCGAGCCGCCGGAGGGAGAUUGCUGGACCAAUUACGGGUACACGGGCGGGAAGGCGAAGCCGUUUCCGGUGUUGUACCGGAACGGGAGAACGGAUUCGCUGGUUGCGGCGCUGUUCCAGCAAUCUGCUGUUGGUCUUCCAGGAGGAGUAGAGGGGGAAUUAUCGUCAGGGGGCCAUGUUGAUGAGGGCGCAGAUGAUCUUUCAUCUGUUGAAGAGCCAGGUGCGGGUGACGUGUUACCUCGAGCGGCAGCUUCCGGGUGUGGCAGUAGACAACGGAAAAAGAGGGCAGUGGCCAAGCCGCACGGUGAAGCGGAAGAGUCUUGUUUGAACAAGGGACAGCUGCUGGUUCAGGUACUGCCUGCGGACCGGGACAAAUUGUCAACGCCAACCUCAUCUACAUGCAACACACAAAGUAAAAUCUCUAGCGGAAUUCAUGGCUUUUCCCCGCACGAAAUCGUGGAAGUGCUCCAUUGGCCGCAAGGUGUGCAAGCUGAUCUUCUCUCGCGCAGUAGCACGAGCACGGCUUUCACUGCGAAUUUUCCAUCCAACGCAGUGAUGGUGCGAAGUUUGCUCACCGGGAAACGAGGGUUGAUUGACCUGCCAGGCAAACAACAUUAUCCGGACUCAGCACCAACAGCGAGUUCUUUCCACGACCCGAAAAGGUUGCAGGACGUGUCCGCUUUGUUAGAGCUUACUGGCAACCGGGAGACGUUUCCUGCCUGGUGCGUCGAGCGUUUUCUGCCACCAAGAGACUCGCAGUCUGUGUUCUGGCAAGAGUUCUACGGGAGGACGUCGGUUCGAGGCGGGGAUAAUGUUGCGAAGUCCACAUCAAAGCCAUUGGUGCAUCGUGGAAGCGAUGACCAACAUCUCGCUCCAAGAAAAUCUUCCCGCGCAGCACGUCACAGCUCCUUGCAGCAGCAUUUUCCGCCGGUGGACUCCUUCGGCUUCACGGAGGAAUUUUUACCGUCUUCGUCUGCAACCUCCAUCUCCCCCUCAGACCACCUCCGCACACGCAGCGCGUCGUACCGCUCGAGGCGUGCCUCUGCCUCGAUAGCCGAGGACGACCGGCGGUCGCCCGGGGGGUCAAACCGCUACCCGGCGACGACGGCACGGUCGAAGGUAACGCGGUUGCUCCGGCAAGCCCGGGAGUUAGAAGUGAACAUGCACCGGACACUGCAGGCGGGGGAGCUGGUAUAAUGUAUGGCUGUUUUUUGCUUUUGAUGUUCGCAUCAGCAAAUUACUUUAGCAUCAGAUUAAGCAUCAUCAUUUUCGCCACCGUACUGCAAAGAAUAGAACCAAAGUGUUGUCACUUGUUCAACAGGAUCUCCACCCGGACACGCCCCCGGACUCGUCUGCAGGAACGCGACCACAGCCAAGUACUCUUUCGCUCACAGCCGAUGACAGCAGCACAGCCGCAAACGGCCGGGACACAGUGAUCAGCUUGACAGGCCCAGGGAACGACGACCACGACGAGGCUUUUCUGCUGAAUUGCCAUGGCGCAUCACACAUUUCUUUGCCCCCUUUCACGGAGGAGCAGACGCCGAACAGGCGGGGAUCCCUCGUAAAUGACGCAAACGAGGAUAACAGGGAGGAAGCAGAUUUGGACGCAACCUUCCUCGACCCGCCAGUAGACGAGUGGGGCGGAGAUACCAGUUUGAGUCUGACGAGUUCCUUUGCACAAGCGGGAAGUAGCAGUUCUGGAUUUCAAUCGACGAGUAGCUCGAGACAGCAGGAGCGCGGUCGAAACGUCGGUCUUUUAGGAGCGAACGGCAGUGCAGCUGUGCCGAAAUUACAGCAGGGUACUGCGAAGGAAAGAAGCAAGGCUUUUGAGCAGGACAACACACCCACUUCUCUUGGCGGAGCAGCACUAGAAACGAAGAACCUCAACCCGCACCUCCUCCGCCUCGACCAGGAUUCGGAAAACCUCUUGUCCGCUUUCGACCGCGCUGCUUUGGAUGAAGCAUGCUCCGAAAUCGACCGCCUGCGGGGCAAAUUUUCCUGGCCGAAAGCGAGCGAGAAACCGCGACCCCCGAACGGCGUGCCGGAGAUUUUGCUGAAGAGGCCCGAUAGUGAAAUCGGGCCUACUGGUGGUGUUUCCACCUCAAGCUCAUCUUCGACGACGUCUCCGGUGCAACUGCUUUCGUCUUCAAACAGAGCAAUGUUCUCCUCCGCAAGCUCAUCUUCUAGCACGGUUGGCGCUUUCAAAAUUUUCCUGCAGGUCUUUUCCCAACUCGGCUGCAAGACGGGGGAGUACUGGCUGCGGGGCUUCACGAUCCGGUUCACGCAAGACUCCGGUGUAGACUGGGGGGCACUGACGAAGGCGUUUGCGAAGUUUCUGGUCGAAGAUUUGUUUCGCAUCGACGCCGGGCUGUUUUUCACGGCCAGUGUGGAAUCUGGGUGCAGCAACUGCCCUACUGCGGACUGGGUAAGUGAAAAAGUUUUCAACCGCGAUCCGUCUUUCGUGCGGAUUCUCUACAGCUUCAUCGGGCGGUUUCUAGGCUACUGCCUGUACAUGCGGUGUCUGGUGCACGCACACUUGUCGCGUUGGGUCUACAAGUGCCUGUUGUCGCCGAAAAUCUGGGAAACGUUUCGGAAUUUUUCCGCGGGGAAGCGAAGUGCGAUGGUGGAGAUGGCUGCUGAUAGUUUUGGCAAUCACGUGUCCUCGCAGCUUCCAGUCGUCGUUGUGAACGACGAGAACCACGACCAAAGCGCUUCCACUUCGGUCUAUCCAAGUGCGAUGAAGCAUCCGGCAUAUGAUCCUGCGCCAGAAGGAAAGUACUGCAACUCCGAGCAGGCUAGCACGACUUGCAGUCCUGCGACGACGGAAGCUGCCGGGUCAUUUGCUACCGGAGGGAGUUUCACUGAGCACAGCGUCGAAAGCGUUUUUGAGAUCGCCGAACAGGAGGAGCUGUCGGUGCGAGCGAGAGGCGUGCAUGUGGAUCCUAGUGAUCACGAAAAGCCCUUUCACAGCACCGCCUCUGCACCUCUGGCUGAUAAUGCGAAACCUACACCACCUUCGCUGGUGCCUGCCACAGCGGCUGGUGCAGCCGCCACCACGAAGACACCAAGCGCAAUGUUGAAACAAAACUUCACCAAUCCAGACUCCUUCCUCCUCACCCUGGACGACGACUGCUUUCUCGGUCCGUCCUGGAACAACUCCGCGGAAAGCGCGAUAGCCGACCUGGCAACUGUGGACCCGGUCAAGGCAAAGGGGCUCCGCGAGCUACUCGACUACGAACCGAAGGAGGACGUCGAGGACGUUUUUUGCCUCGAUUUUACCCUAGAAUUCGACGUUUGCGGCUACAAAAAAGUGGUGAAUUUGCUACAAGUAAAUCAGCCGACUAGUGCUGGUGGUGGUGGUGGUGGUGAUGGUGGUGCUGUUGGAGACAUCAAUGGACACUCAGAACCACUUCUACCACAUCCACCCGCCCUGUCCGUCACAGGCGACAACCGCGAGCAGUACAUCCUCUUAGUCUGCAAGUAUUUCCUGAAGACCAGUAUCCGCGACUCCCUCAGUUCCCUGGUCCUCGGCUUCCAAUCGGUGAUCCCGCAGCAGUGCUAUUCGCAGCUAACGCCGAUUCUGUUGGAAAAGCUCCUGUGCGGAAAAAUCACCUUCGACGUGGAAGAUUUGAAAAGAAGUGUCCGCGUCACGAACCACGACGGGUUGACGGAGGAGACGACUGCGAUGAAGCAGCGGAUAACCUGGUUUUUCGACUGCAUCGCGCAGGACUUGACGGUGGAAGAGCAGCAGAAACUGUUGGUCUUCUGGACGGGGACGGCGCAGGUCCCGGCCGCGGGGUUUGCCGAGCUGUAUCCGCCCUUGACGCUGAGUUUGGCCAGCGUGAAGAAGGAAACUUCCAGCUCGACUUCUGCGUUGGGAGAAAAUAGCUUACCGCAGAGCCACGUGUGCUUCAACCGGUUGGAUUUGCCGUUUUACCCGUCGAGAGACCGGUUGAAGGUAAAAUUGCGGAAAGCGAUUCAUCUGUGUGGAAACGCGGUGGCGAUUGAGUGAGCGGGUGGGGUGGUGGGACAGGUCUCGAAAAUCGUACGUACGGUAAAUGAAUGAUGUGGAAUCAUGUUUCCGGUUUAUGGAAGUUUCAAAUUAUGUGCAAUGUUUCUGUUUCUUCUGACUAAAUGCAAGAUAAACCCGAAAGCCUACUCAGGCGCCAAUUGACAUUUUGUUGACAAUUAAUGAAAGCAAGAAUGAACACUAUUCCUGAAUGGAUGAUGAAGCUAGGGACCAAAACUAACACUUUGUAUGUCGUGCUGGAUAAAAGAAAUUGAUGCAAUCAUCAUGACGAGUUGUACAGCGAUUGCUGAUGAUGUGAAAU
Molecule: messenger RNA, 8187 nt
Organism: Amoebophrya sp. A120
Lineage: Eukaryota; Dinophyceae; Syndiniales; Amoebophryaceae
Source: the annotation of a GenBank genome assembly